Periconia digitata is the source of this 1995-nucleotide messenger RNA. The record is from the annotation of a GenBank genome assembly. NCBI's taxonomy places the organism in Eukaryota, Fungi, Ascomycota, Dothideomycetes, Pleosporales, Periconiaceae.
GUACUUAUGUAGGUGGAUUACAUAUUACCUUCUUUUUUUCCCCAACAUACAUAGACAGAAACGCCUAAACGCACAACACACGCACGCCAUCUUUAUUUUAUUAUUUUACCCCCAUCAUCCCACGCAAAAGGAAAAAAAAAAAGCAACGCCGAAGUCGGACUUCUUGAAUAUAGGGCUGGCUGGCUGGCUUGUGGUACACAGCUUGUAGCAGCGGACGCGGCCAGACAGAACUAGCGGUUUUACCGUGUUCCCGCAACCCCCCGUCCCCGGGUUUCUGGCUAGCUACUCUACCUAGGUACUCUACCUACCUACUUUAGGUACAUUACUAUUCAUCAUCCAUCCAUCCAUCUAUCCGUUCAACUCAACAACAACAACAUCGGCAACCCUUUUUGACGUUCCCUCCCCUUCCCCCCCACAAAAACCCCCCCGAACAUAAAAAAAAAAGAAGAAGGAUCAGAAAAAGACGAGGAAACGCUGCAAACAAUGCUACCCCCGCUCCCACACCUCACAACCUACGACAUCUCGGCGACAAACGGCUUCCUCCCGACCCGCAUCCCGCUCUCCGUGCUUCCGGAUGCGUACUACGAGCCCUGGGAAACGAUUGCGCGGAACCUGCAGAGUCUGAUCUUGAGCAAGCGGCUGGCCAAAAUCGUCGAUGCGCUGCCCGUGCUGGAGACGCGGCUGUUGAGGGGAGAGGACGAGUGGCGCCGCGCGUAUUGCGUCUUGGGGUUUGUGGUGCAUGCGUAUAUUUGGGGUGGUGAAGGGGAGAGUGGGGUUAAUGAUAUCGUCCCGCCUUCCCUGUCGAUACCGUUUCUGCAGGUAUGCCAACACCUCGAGCUCCCGCCCGUCGCUACUUACGCCGGUGUGUGCCUCUGGAACUGGCGGCCCAUCUUCGACGGCGAACCCGUGGAUACCCUGGAUAACCUCGCGACGCACAUGACCUUUACCGGCUCGUUGGACGAAUCGUGGUUCUACCUCGUCUCGGUGGCCAUCGAAGCCCGCGCCGGACCGUUGGUACCGAUGAUGCUCGAGGCCAUCGAAGCCGCGCGGAGAAACGACAGCGUGACGGUGACGCUGUGCUUGCGGUCGCUGGCGGAGCGGCUGGACGAGCUGGGCAGCUUGCUCGAGAGGAUGUAUGAGAGUUGCGACCCGCAUGUUUUCUACCACCGCAUACGCCCGUUCCUCGCCGGAAGCAAGAACAUGGCCGAGGCAGGGCUUCCGAACGGGGUCCUGUUUGACGAUGGAACCGGCGAGCAGGAGUACGUGCAAUACAGCGGAGGAAGCAACGCUCAGAGCUCCAUUAUCCAGUUCUUCGAUAUUGUGCUGGGCGUGGAACAUCGCCCGACCGGCGAGAAAACGUCGGAGGCGUCGAGUGGACCACCGCACGGCUUCAUCCUCGAGAUGCGCAGAUACAUGCCAGGACCGCACCGCCGCUUCCUCGAGCACGUGGAGCGUGUAGCCAACAUCCGCGAGUACGUGACUGGUCGCCGCCACCACGACCGCGCUCUCGUCAUCGCCUUCGAUGCCUGUCUCGCCAUGCUCCGCAGCCUCCGCGACAAGCACAUCCAACUGGUAUCGCGCUACAUCAUCAUCAAAUCCCGCGAGUCGCGCUCCCAAUCUCGGUCCUUAUCCCCCAAGCAAACCCCGCGCAAACCCGUCAAUCUCGCCAACACGCUGCAGCAAGGCAACGGCAAGAAGCUCCGCGGCACGGGCGGAACUGCGCUCAUACCGUUCCUGAAGCAGGCGCGCGACGAGACGGGGGAGCCGGCGAUCGAUGCGUGGGCGAGGAGACUGCUCAACAACGGACCUGCAGGCAUGGGAACGCUGGACGCGGGAGUGGCUACGCUGGGCAAAGUCAAGGAGCACUUUGACGGCGCGGUGGAGAUUGUGGGGUUGGCUGGAACGUGGAGCGUGGAUGACAGCGAGGGCGGAGUGAGUAUUCUUCCCAUGCGGCGUCGUCGUCGUCGUCGUGGUGUGUUUUGUACCCUUUGCUAA